UUGCUCAUUGGUCUGAAAGAAUUGUUGUAAGAUGGCGCCCAACGAAAUAUGAGUGGUUUAGAAAAAACUACACUUAGCCUUUUGACGAAGAUCACGAAAAAAAGGAAAUAUAUUCCAAGGGAACCACAGUAGCCCAAAAAUCACCCGCCCGUGAGAAGAGGCGCGUCAUUUCCAGAAAAGAACAGCACUGGUGGGCGGCUCGAUUAACGGCCCGGUUGAGGAAGAGAGGUUUCCCCUACAGAGGAGGACCUUGUAAGAAGCAAUGAAUAACUCCCUGGAUGGUGCAAGCUCCUAUGAGGAGCUGGUAAGGCAGAAAGCUCGGAGCAUCCCUCAGCAUCGCAUGAAAGAGUUUCUGGAGUCUUUGGCCAACAAGGGUCCAGAUGCUCUGCAGGAGUUUAGUCAGCAAAGUGGUGAUGCUACCACCACCACCACCACUAUGGUGUACCAACAAGAGGCCAACUGCAUCUACACAGACAGCACAGAGGUGGCAGGGUCUCUGUUGGAACUGGCAUGCCCGGUUCAAGUGCAGGUGCAGCCACAGCAGCAGCAGAUACAGGAGUCCACAUCUCAGCAACAAUCUGUACAGCAGAAUACAGAGAUAGUGCAGGUGCAAAUCGGGGGGCAGCAGCAAGGUCAAAUGCUGGGUCAGGUCCUUCAGGUGCCCUCGGGCUCACAUCAACAGCUACAAGGUGUGACUACUGCGCAGCUGAUUCAGCCUGGUGAACUCACUGAGGAACAGCACCAGCAGCUGCAGGCCCAGUUGGUGGCUGCUGUCGCAGGGGGACAGCAGAUUCAGAUCCAGACAGUGGGUGCCCUCUCUCCUACCCAGCAGCAGGACAGUGCGGAGAGGAGGGUAUUGGGAGCAGUUGCCACAUCGCAGGGAGCAGGUGUCCUCCAGCCAGCCAAGAAGCGUAAGGUGGACAUGCCCAUCACAGUUUCCUAUGCUUUGCCUGGUCAGCAGGUAGCCACAGUGCUGGCUAUCCCCCAAGGACAGGGCCAACAGCAAAGCUAUGUGUCCCUGAGACCAGACCUCCUCACGGUGGACAGCUCCCACCUUUACAGUGCUACUGGCACCAUCACAAGUCCAACAGGGGAGACUUGGACCAUCCCUGUGUAUUCCGCUCCUGCUGGGUCCGGAGGCCGUGAGCAGGUCACACACAUUGCCAUCCCCCAGGAGGCUUAUGGAACAGUGCAGGUUGCAGGAGCAAACACUACAACAAUGACCACAAUGCCAACACAAGUUACUGUUGAAAAUGACAAGCUGAAAAUCCCUGCCAGUCAAAGUCAGACGGCACAGGCCGUUUCCAGCAUAACAAGCUCUGGAGCUAUGGGGGGCCAGGAAGAAGUGGUGCACACGCUGGCCGCAAACACACUGUUCCCUGCACAGCUGAUGAAUGGAAACAUCCACAUCCCAGUAGCAGUACAGGGCUACUCCAACACCACACAGUCCCUUAUCUGGGACCCACAGCAGCAAGUGCUGCACACGCAGGGGCUGCCGGGGCAGGAUGCCCAGCAACUUCAGGUGCAGGGUCAGACGGUGGUAGCAGAGGUAGAUAGCCAAGGCCAACAGCAGGUGCAGGUACAAGAGCUGCUGCUGCCCGCCACACUGAAGCCGGAGGAGGGGCUGGAUGUUUGGCGGCUUUGGGCUCAGCGUAAAAACGCAGAGUUAGAGAAAUCCGACAAGAAUAAACUGGCACCAAUCGGUCGACGCCAGGCGCUGCGUUUCCAGGAGGACUUGGUGUCAUGUGCAGUUGCUGAGCUCUGCAUGGGGCUCUCUUUGAUGACAACAGAGGCUCGGGGGCUGGAAGGGGAGUCUUAUGAGGCAGAUGUUCUCUACUAUGUGUUUUUAUGCAUACAGAAAUAUCUGUUUGAUAACGGCCGUGUAGACGACGUUUUCUCAGAUCAAUACUACACUCGUUUUGCUCAGAGUCUGCACCAGAUCCUGGAUCCUUGGAAGCCAUCGAUUCAUCCACUAGGUUAUCUCAUCCCCAGUCAUGUGACAGAGGAGAUGCUGUGGGAAUGUAAACAGCUGGGAGCUCAUUCACCAUCAACACUGCUCACAACGCUAAUGUUCUUCAACACAAAGUAUUUUCACUUGAAAACAGUGGAUCAGCAUCUAAAAGUGGCCUUUUCAAAGGUGCUUAGACACACAAGGAAGAGUCCCAACAACCCCAAAGACAAGAGCACCAGCAUCCGAUACUUAAAGUCAACAGAGAGAUUCAUAGGACAGAAAGUGACAGAUGACAUGUACUCUGAGCAGCUGGAGGACCCAGAUAACCCACUUCGAUGUCCUAUCAAACUCUACGAUUUCUACCUCUUCAAAUGUCCCCAGACUGCGAAAGGUCGCAACGACACCUUCUACCUGACUCCGGAGCCCGUGGUGGCACCCAACAGCCCCAUCUGGUACUCAACUCAGCCAAUCCCAAAAGAACAGCUGGAGCAGAUGCUUGCCCGCAUCCUUGUCGUUCGUGAAAUUCAGGAAGCCAUUAAUAUGUCGGAGAAUGUGCACUAGUUCCAUAUGAGGGGAAGGACACACGGACUACGCUCUUCUUUCUCUUCGCCCAGCCUUUGAUUGUUCAGUACCAGUCUUCUGUUCCCUGACACCCUUCUAUGUUCUUUAAGGGUGGCAUGUAUAUGUUUAUAUUCAUCAUGUGUCUGCAUAUCUUACACAAAUGGACUGUACAUACACACAACACAGAUGAUCAUCUGUCUUACUGAGGCAAUCUGUUUGUUUAUUUUGGCCAAAGGAUUUAGUGUCUAAUCUUUUUAUUGGACCUGAACGCUAAUUUAAGUUUUUACUGUUGCUUCUACCUAGCAGUCUUAUUUCUUUCCAGUUCUGUUCUAACCUGUAUUAUACUGCAUAUAUAUUUUCUAGGGGGUUGGCCUUUGCUAUGCUGCUUUUCUUAGACAGCCCUCUUCAUUCCUGUACCUUCCUUCACUUGCCUUGGUCACUGUUAAGUCUCAGUGAGUACCUCAGUGGUAUUAAGACUAAUUAAAUAGCCAAACUUAGGCUAAAUGCUAACAUCAGCUUGUGUUGAAUUCUCUGUUUCUUUGCAUUUCACUGUUGUCUGUGGACACACUAGACUCUGAAGAUGACUCCCUUGCCUGUGGAUGCUGCUUAGGCUGUGGCGACCUCUGCUGGACUUGUUUAGCAACAGUGAAACACAUCGCGACUUGUUUAUGGAUUUUUCUCACACCUCGAUCUGCAGCUACUAGCAUUUGCCACAUGGUGGAGAUGUGGCAGAGGCAGCGCGAAAGAAGCAGACGACCGCUGGAUUCUUCUCUCUGGACAUCUCUCAUCCCAAAAAACUGACCCACGUGGAAUUUCUUGUAUCAUACAUGUUUAUUACAUGACAGGUGGAAGAAGUGGCUUAGCCCUUAAUGUUCUAUAAUGUACAAUAAUCAUGGCUCCUUCAUGUACUGUAACGAGUUCCAGACAUCCAAGGAGAAUGGCAGUGCCUGUGUGUUUUUUGAAACAUGACCUUUUUUGUACAGCCACUAUACCAUGUGCCUGCCUUUAUAGCAAGUCUGGUAUCAAUUCCACACACACAUCCUUACGUAUAGAUAGUCUGCAUUGUGUAAUAUUAAAUGAUGCACAAUGGUUUUCUUAAAUAAAAGUCAUCUCACAGCGUCA
Betta splendens (Siamese fighting fish) is the source of this 3634-nucleotide messenger RNA. RefSeq names its product transcriptional regulator QRICH1-like. The coding region runs from base 263 to 2512 and encodes 749 amino acids. The record is from RefSeq and is a predicted model, not a curated record. The transcript is spliced from 12 exons. NCBI's taxonomy places the organism in Eukaryota, Metazoa, Chordata, Actinopteri, Anabantiformes, Osphronemidae.